CAACAUCAUCCUCGAGCAAUGUCUAGCUUCGACAAGACAGUCAAGCUAGCCUGUAAACCAAAGGCCGCCCCUCCAAAGGCAAAGUACCUAGAUCCCAUCAUUGCAGCUACUUGGUCUGAAGACGGGGCUGUCCAUGAUGUUUGCAAAGCGCUCGUUCCCCGCCUUCGCGAACCCAAUGCCAUCGUUGUGUUCAAGGCACUGAUCGUGCUCCACACCAUGAUUCGCAAUGGAGCGACAGACAACGUCUUGUCUCAUCUAUCUUCGUCGGAAGUUCUCCGUCUGAAAAAUGUCUCCGCAGGUAACUGGGAAGGAUACCACGCUCCCCAGAAUCUCCAGCACUAUGCAGUUUAUUUGGACUCUCGCAUACACGCAUAUCGUGAUUUGAAGCACGAUGCGAUUCGUGUUCAAGCAGAGUCUAAUCGUGACAUGCGCGUCAACAGUUCUAUCGAAGAGGAUAUGGCAUACACCAGUGCCCCAAAGUCAGCAUCCACAAAGUCCAAGGGUCCUCAGAGGAGUAAAACCAUCAUGGGAAGGAAAUUGCGGGUCAUGACUGUGGACAAGGGCCUACUCCGUGAGACCAAGACCGUGCAAACAAUGAUUGACACCCUGGUGGAGUGCAGGUUCUAUCUUGACGAUUUGGAAGAUGAAUUGACAAUAACUGCGCUACGGAUGCUCGUCAAGGAUUUACUUAUUCUUUUCCAGGCUGGCAAUGAAGGCGUCAUCAAUGUAUUAGAACACUAUUUCGAGAUGACAAAGGUUGACGCCGAGCAGGCCCUGUCCAUAUAUCGACACUUCUGCACUCAGACAGAGCGAGUGGUGGAGUACUUGGGCGUCGCCAAGAAAUUGCAGAAUUUACUAAAUGUUUCAAUCCCGACCCUGAAGCAUGCUCCUGUAUCAUUGGCGGGUGCACUCCAAGAAUACCUGAACGACCCCAAUUUCGAGCAGAACAGAAUUGAGUACAGGACAAAUAAAGAAGCUGCUGACAAGAACGGCAGAAGUCGCAGUGGGACUCCAUCUUCAGCGCCUAAAGCUUCAUCGUCACAAGCGACGCCAUCCACAUCUACUGCAUCCACAUCUGCCCCAUCAAAUAGGUCAUCCACUCAAGCUUCCAACCCCGCACCCAAACCUGAAGCUAGUCGGGCUAUGGACGACUUCUUUGCUUCUAUCGAGGAAGAUAAACCCCCAGGAUCAAUCCUACGAGUGGCAGGUCAACCUUUCGGUUUCCCUGAUCAAAUUCAACCGCAAGCCACUGCCUUCCCUCAGUCCUUCCAGUCAGUUCAGCCCAACGCCUUUGGUAUGCAACCACCACCUUCUCAACAUCAACAUCGACCUUUCUCCACCUUCUUGCAACCACAAGCUACUGGAUUUGCGAUGCCACAAGGCGCAGGUUUCUUGCAGCCUCAAGCUACUGGAGCAAACCCGUUUAGACAAAGCACGCCAGUUUUCAACUUUGCGGCAACCAAUGCCUUCUCGCCUCCAUCGCAGCCUAUUGGGCAAACAAACACCCGUUCCAUACACCGUUUGGACAGAUCAAUGGGAUACGUACAUCAUUUGACGUCCCUACUCCGGCCUGCGUCGACCCCCCUCACAACUUUUGGGGCAACACAGGCAUCUUCAACCUCGCCGCCAACUGGUUCACGUAAUCCGUUCGGUGUGCCAAUCACACCAGCUCCGCCAGUGCCAAAGCCACCAACACUGAUGGAGCUGGCGAUGGGUAUCGGAAGCUCGAACAAUGUUCCCUCCGCUGAUUAUGCACCGCCUCAGACUCAACAGCCACAAAAGACGGGCUUUUUUGGAACGUCAGGCGGCGAGUCGUCGAUAUCGAGUGUUGCCUCGUCCUUUGCGUUCGGCCGGAAAUCAGAGGACAGUAAUUUUAGCCCUAGCGAGUUUGGACUACUCAACCCUGAAAGCUCAUCCUCCACCACGACUGCAUCAACUGCAUCGUCUUCCCUGUCUUCUUCUUUUUCGCCGCUGUCCACGCAACCUACUGGUGCCACCAUCACCUCUUCCACUCCUUCCAUCUCGGCUCCAGGUGGCCAGCUGAAGCCCCAAAUGACCGGAUUCAGUGGCAUCAAGCCAUUUAAACCGACGUCAUCUUUUGGGGCAUCGUUAUUGGAAUCACUGCCUCCAAUACCCCAGUCCGGUCCCACUACUCCCAGUGUCACUGCCCCGAACGGGACAACUUCUCCUUUUGGCGUUUCAAGCAUCGGACAGCAGCCCACUGGUUUUGGAGCCUUUAAUGCACAGCCAGAUACAAGGCCCACGCUCGGGUCGGUCUUAGACCCCAGGCAACCGGGCAGCCGUGCCGGGGGCGGUUCUAUGCUAUCCACUAUGAGCUCGCUGCCACAGUUUGGCGCAAUCAACGGAUCCUCAUCCUUUGGAUCCAGUUAUGGAAGGGGUGCUUUUAUAUCCUGUAUAGAGUUUGACGAGUUUGAGGACUCCAGUAACGUUGAGUGGCAGCAUCAAAGACCCCGAGCCACCGUUUACCGGUGA
Suillus paluster is the source of this 2493-nucleotide messenger RNA. RefSeq names its product ANTH domain-containing protein. NCBI's taxonomy places the organism in Eukaryota, Fungi, Basidiomycota, Agaricomycetes, Boletales, Suillaceae. The record is from RefSeq and is a predicted model, not a curated record. The transcript is spliced from 15 exons. The coding region runs from base 19 to 2493 and encodes 824 amino acids. Gene Ontology annotation, biological process: vesicle budding from membrane; clathrin coat assembly; clathrin-dependent endocytosis. Gene Ontology annotation, molecular function: clathrin heavy chain binding; 1-phosphatidylinositol binding; phosphatidylinositol-4,5-bisphosphate binding. Gene Ontology annotation, cellular component: clathrin-coated vesicle; clathrin-coated pit.